ACACACACACUCCCUCCUCCUCUUUCUCCUCCUGCCAAACUCCCAGGCCAGGCAGCGUCGCCAUACGGAACAUCCUGCCCUCAACGGAGAGGGGGAGGAGAGAGAGAGAGAGAGCGAGAGAGAGAGAGAGAGAGAGAGAGGUCUACGGUCUCCUGGUAGUAAAUUAUCGGGUUUCGAGCACAAAAACUCAGAGACAGAGGAGGAAGAGUGGAGGCCUGGAGGAGACUCGGUGCUUCACGGGAGACCGGGACCGGCAGCGGCGGCAGCAGCUCGUAAAGCCUUGGAUUAAAAAAAGCCCUGACUGUAAGAAGGACGGAUGGUCGCGCAGACGAGCGGCGCGCUCUGAAGUUGGACAGACUACCGAGCGCACACACACUCACGCGCGCACACACGCAGCAGCGGUAGCAGCAGCAGCAGCAGCAGGACCGGGAGCAGCUUUUUUUUUUCUGUCCUCCCCUCCUCCCCAUCCACCUCCCCGAACCCCGUGAAGGCAGCGGCGGCCCCGCGAGGCUGCGCUCGUGCACCCCGACCAUGAAGCUGCCCUGGCUCCUGGCGCUCACGGCGCUGCUCGCUCACGCCGCCACGGGACAGACGUGGUCGCCAUCCCUUGAUGACGAAGGCUCGACGAGAGACGAGUUUUAUGAUGAUGAGGAUCUCUACUCGGGCUCCGGCUCUGGCUUUCCUGAGGUGAGCUUCAGGCCGACGUCGGCCGGCGUCUCCUUCACCACGGAGGAGCCCCUCCUCCUCUCCACCACCCAGGCCACUGGCCCCGCCCCCUCCGCCUCACCUGCGGCCGAGCCCAGCCCCGGGCCGGAGGACGCCACCGCCACGCCGCUGCCCACCGAGGCCGAUGGCGAGAGCGGUUUAUUCUGGGAGCGGGAGAGAGAGCGGGAGAAGGAAAGAGAGAGGCAGAGAGAGCGGGAGCUGGAGAGAGAGAGAGAGCUGGAGCGCAUCCGGGCCGCCGCCGCCGCCCAGACCACCGCCGCGCCUCGCUCGCCCGCCUCCGUCCCCGCCACCUCCAGCCCGGCGACCAGCCCCGCGGAGAGCGCCGCCCCGUCGGCGGGCUCGGACGACCUGAGCACCACCGAAGAAGAGGAGGACGUGUACCUGUCGCCCGAGCCGUCCUCCUACUACCCGGGCUCGGACGCGGAGACCACCACGGAGGACGACGCCUCCGCCACCACGACGGAGGCCACCCCGGAGCCCAGCACGGCCCCGCCCGCCGCCGCCACCACCACCGCCUCGCCGCCCACGACCGUCAGGACCAGGUUCCCCUUCAGACCCCGCGUUCCCAUGACGACCACCACUCGGGCAGCGCCGACAGAGCGGACGACCCGCCCGCCGACGCCUCCAGCCACGCAGGAGAAUAACAACGAGGUGGGCGCCGCGGGGCCCAGCGGGGACUUCGAGAUCCGCGACGACCGGCGCAACGGCCUGGGCCGGGGCGUCAUGCCGGUGGACCCCGACCUGAUCGGAAACUCGGUGGACGGGGGGAGCUCGGCGGCCCAGCUGCCACAGAAGAACAUCUUGGAGAGGAAAGAGGUCUUGAUAGCCGUGAUUGUGGGCGGCGUGGUCGGCGCCCUGUUCGCCGCCUUCCUGGUGAUGCUGCUGGUGUACCGGAUGAAGAAGAAGGACGAGGGCAGCUACACGCUGGAGGAGCCCAAACAGGCCACGGUCACCUACCAGAAACCAGACAAGCAGGAGGAGUUCUACGCAUAACCCUCGUUCGCCAGAGAGACACUCUGCACGCCAAGGGAGAGAGGAAGAGCAAGCGAGAGAAGAGAGAAAGAUACUCUGAAAACGCCCCCCCUCCCCACCUCCUCCUCCUCUUCUUCGUCGGCCCCCCCCGCCCCCCUCAUCUGCUCGUCUCUCGUCAUUCCUCUCUCCUCUCGUCUCCAAAACACUUGAGAGCGCCUUUCUCUCAGCGGACUUGGGACUUUCUUUUCAAUGAAAAUGAAAGAAAAAAAGAGGACAAAAAAAAAAAGAAUAAAAAAACCUAAAUAUAUUCUAAAAAAUAACACAUACACACAAGAUGUUUUUAAAGUAAAUGUUGUUAUUAAUAUUCUACAGAUUCUCUUGUUCUGUAUGUAAUGAUAUGAUUAUUUUGUAAAAAAAAAAAGGAAACAAAACACAAGCUUUUACCCUGUGUUUUUCAGCACACAAAAAAAAGUUUCUCUUCUGUUUUUACAGAGCGAAUGAAAAGGCUUAAAAGUGAGAGGAGAGGAGAGGGGUGAGCUGGGGGACACACACGGGGAUAAGAGGGCGGCAGAGAGCUCCGCUCUGCCUCUCGCAGGUUCUGCUCUCGCAAAGCAGAACCGACACACUCGUCUGGUUGGCCGCACAGAGCCCAGGGUCAAAGGUGAGAGGAAAGGUCUCUUUUGUGCCUUCCAUCCCUCCGGUGCUUAAAGACAUGCAGACGACUCACACACGCAGACAUUUCCCGCACGCUAACAGACACACACACACACACACACUCACACACACGAUAAUCGAAGAUGGCUCUGACCUCUCUCUCUGUGCUCGGCCAACCAGAAAACGGUGCCGGACCCUCGUCGUGUUCCACGGUGACAAGGAGCCGCCGUGGAAUCGCGAGCCGGUCGCACCCAGGUUUGCACCGAGCAGGCGGCCCCUCUGCUCCUCUAUGCUGUACAAAGACUAGUUAUGGAUAGUAAUAAUAAUC
Messenger RNA from Salarias fasciatus (jewelled blenny), 2680 nucleotides. RefSeq names its product syndecan 3 (gene sdc3). Lineage: Eukaryota; Metazoa; Chordata; Actinopteri; Blenniiformes; Blenniidae. The transcript is spliced from 6 exons. The record is from RefSeq and is a predicted model, not a curated record. Gene Ontology annotation, cellular component: cell surface; membrane. Bases 532 to 1719 code for a protein of 395 amino acids. Gene Ontology annotation, biological process: cell migration.